Mytilus trossulus (common blue mussel) is the source of this 4273-nucleotide messenger RNA. Its product is annotated as nose resistant to fluoxetine protein 6-like. Bases 213 to 2777 code for a protein of 854 amino acids. NCBI's taxonomy places the organism in Eukaryota, Metazoa, Mollusca, Bivalvia, Mytilida, Mytilidae. Gene Ontology annotation, molecular function: acyltransferase activity, transferring groups other than amino-acyl groups. The record is from RefSeq and is a predicted model, not a curated record. The transcript has 16 exons.
UGAUAGAAUGACAUAGUGUCACUGUAUACAAGACCACACUCAAGUGAUAAGAACAACAUGAUACUUAUUUUAUCUGGACCCAAAGUUGAUUAACCAUGUACAAACAAAUCUAUUUAUAGUGAUUCAAUAUCACAUGGUUGUUUUGUCAUUGCCAUAAACAGUAUUUUUAACUGCAGUUUAAUUUUGAUUUUUGGAACAAUGUACACCUAACAAUGAACAAAAUGACAAAUUUCUGCAUAUUUUGCCUGCUGAUCCUUGCACCAUUUUCUGCAUUUGUCAGUGCAGGUGAAGAAAACCUGAUUUGGAGGAACACUUAUCAUCAGUUUGGCUAUGGUUUGAAAUAUCAGCCAGAAUCUCAACACAAGACAGUGGAAUAUAAUGAUGCUUUAGAUCUGUUACUAAGAAAUGGAAUAAAAUCUCUACUGAUGAAGAAAUCUCAAUACCUGAAAGGUGACUUUGCUGGGAAGAAAUCUCAAUACUUGACAGGAGACUUUGCUGGGAAGAAAUCUCAAUACUUGACAGGAGACUUUGCUGGGAAGAAAUCUCAAUACUUGACAGGAGACUUUGCUGGGAAGAAAUCUCAAUACCUGAAAGGUGACUUUGCUGUGGAUCCAAACAUGACAGCAUCUGCAGUCUGUAUGAACGACACAUUAACAAUGAUUCAGGAUAUAAUCAAUGGAACAACCUAUGCAUUUGAUAUGCUGGACUCCGAUGGCAAACCUGGAAGUGGUAUAAAGCAUGGAAACCUGAUAUGGACAGGUAACCAUCCACAGUGUAAACAAGCCAGGGGACCAGGUUUUAAUGGUCAGAUGUGUUCUGUUGUCACUAAUGCAGGCUACAGCCAGAUGAAUUUGCAUUUAAGUUUUGGAGCAUGCCUACCAGACUCUUGUUCUGAGACAGAUGUUGGACUAAUUGUUUUGGAUGCAUUGAAAGUUAUUGAUGAACAGUUAAAAGUGUUAAUAUACCCAAUUGGAGUGUCAUGUCCACAAGAUCUGAAAUAUGCUAGGAAAGAUAUAUUAGCCAUAGUAGUUUCCAGUAUCAUAGCUUUUGCUGUUGUCAUGGGAACAUUGGCAGACAUUGUUUACAUUUAUUUAGACAGUAGUAGUGACAAAGAUAAUGUUCAAGGAAGAUCUGAUAGUCCACCAAAUUAUAACAGUAUACCUGCCUCUAAUGUAAAUGUAAACGAUACUACAGAGAGAUUAGGACUUCUAUCAAAUAUACCCAAAAAUGAAGUUCUUUAUGGAGAAAUUCCACAAAGUUCAUGUAACUCUGUUGUGAGACAGAUCCUUCUUUCUUUUUCGUUAAUAACUAACACCAGAAAACUCCUAAACAUGUCCACAGCUUCUGGAUCACUCACAGCUAUCUACGGAAUGCGUGUUCUAAGUAUGUGGUGGGUGAUCUUAGGUCAUGUCUAUGGAUUUCUACCUUUCCUUUCUCUCGUAGGUGGUUCCAUUCCCAAACAGAUUUUGAUUGCAUUUUCCUUGAUCACAAAUACCAGAAAAUUGCUUAGUACAUCAACAUCAUCAGGCAACCUCACGGCGGUCAAUGGCAUGAGAGUUAUAAGCAUGUGGUGGGUCAUUUUAGGCCACACCUAUGUUUUUAACAUAGGACUGCUAGAUAAUGUGCUUGACUUCAUAGAGUUGAUUAAAAGAUUCUCCUUUCAAGGAAUAUUGAAUGCCACAUAUUCUGUGGAUACUUUUUUCUUCAUGAGUGGUUUACUUGUGGCAUAUACUGUGAUGAAAAAGCUACGGGAUGGAGGAAAUAUAAACUGGGCUAUGUUUUAUUUUCACAGAUUUUGGAGACUAACUCCAGUAUAUGCCUUUGCCAUUCUGAUAUGGACAACGUUAUAUAAACAUUGGAUAUGGAAUGGGACAUUUGCUAUGUCCAUGAGACAAACUGACCCCUGUGAUGACUAUUGGUGGACAAAUAUUAUUUAUAUCAACAACUUUCAUCCACAUUAUGGAAACAUAAAUAAACAGUGUAUGGGGUGGGGAUGGUACCUGGCUAAUGACAUGCAGUUUUACAUUUUGAGUCCAUUGUUUCUGAUACUUUUACACAAAAUGAAAUAUGUUGGACAUGGUGCUAUGUUGUUUUUCCUUACUGGUUGUCUGACAUCGAGAAUGAUAACAGCAGAUUACUACGGGAUGAGAUUACCCGGAAUUAACACACCAUUGAACCACACCCAUGAGGCUUGGGCUGAUUCCUCCCCGUUGUACAACAAACCUUACACCAGAAUAGCACCUUACCUAGUGGGCAUGUGGCUGGGAUAUUUACUGGUGAUAAACAGCAACAGAGUCAGAUUAGGAAAGGUAUAUUUAAAGUUACUGGUAGGAUGGUGUGUAGCCAUUACAAUAGGAAUAUCUAUCAUCUACGGGUUGUAUGGAUUUUACAAAGAUAUCCCAGUCACCCACCUCGGAAACAAAGCAGAAAGUAUAAUUUACAUCGGCUGUAGUAGAUUUGGCUGGAGUAUUGCUCUGGCCUGGGUCAUAUUUGUAUGUGCGACUGGACAUGGAGGACCAGUGAACACGUUUUUAUCAUGGAAGGUCUGGGCCCCUCUUGGUAGACUAACCUACUGUGCAUACAUAGUCCAUCCAGCUGUGAUAUUUUACUUUGGUACAACAAUGGAGAAGACACUACAUUAUACAGAUUUAGUCUUUGUACAACAGUAUAUUUCCUUGGUGGUUGUUUCUUAUUGUGUGGCAUUUGUUUUGUCUAUGACGGUGGAGGCACCAAUGCUAGGACUAGAGAAAGUUCUAUUUAAAAGAUGGUUGAAAUAGAAAUCAAGUACAACUAUUUUACCUCUGGACCAUAAUUUGAUACUUAUAGAUAAAUGAGUUGUAAUCUGAUUUUUAACAAAAAAGAUGAAAAACUUUAGAUCUUUACAGACCGUAUCAUGCUAUAUGGACAUAUUUUAUGUAUUAUAUUGGUACUGUUUCUAAAUAUUUUGGUGCAAGCACUAUUGAAACUACUCAGAGUUUUAGUGUUUAUUAUAAUUGUUAAAAUAUUUGAUCUGAAUAAUUUUUUGAGAAAAAAAGAAAUGAUUGAAAUAAUACAUGUGCAGUGUUGUUUUAUUUAAGUAUUGAUUUUUUAGGCAAAGCUUUGUAAUUUUUGUUUUUAGUUGGUUUGUCUGAGACAGGAAAAUGUUUAAAGAAGGAGACUUUUAAACAGUAAUACGUGAUAGAAUUAUAUAUUUAAAAUAUCUUUACAAAUAAUAUUUUUCGAAUACAGACCUGAACAUUUUUUUUUUUAAAUGUUAUGAUAGCAGAUAAGUAAAAUUUUAAAGAGUUAUCUCUCCUGAUUUUGAUAACUGCAUUUUGAUGUUAUUUUUGUAGUAAACAAUUUAUUUUUCAAGUCAUAAAUAUAUCCAUCUAUGUGUAGAAAUAUUUUGAUCCUAUUUAUUAUACAACAACGAAUUGUUUAAGAUUUUAUGCUGGAUGUAGCAAGUAGCAUAAUAUAUCUUUUUUGUUUGGAUAAAGUAAGAUUUUUGUUAUCGAUUUUUAUGUGUUAAUAUAAAUCAUUGUAGACAGACUGUAGAUAUCUUUUGGUUGAUUUCUUAUUGAUGUAAACUCCAUACACGUUUAUUCACUAUAUAAGCUGUGUCCUGAUUUUUUGUCAGAGUUGAGAUGAAGUUUAACUACAUGUUAACUACAUGUAGGCUCGAAAUGUGAUUAAUGCUUUUCCUGCCAUAUGUCCGACCUUAAAACCACUUGAACAUGUCUCUUGCAAAGAUCAGAAACCCAAAUAAUUUUUAGGUUAUUAGGUCAAAAGUCAAGGUCACAGUGCUAAUAAAUCAUUUCUUUUCUUAUAUGUGAUAGAUAUUUUUUCUAAUGAAUAGUAUUUAGAUUGCUAGAUCAAAGGUCAAGGUGACAGCAGCUUUAAUAGAUUUGAAAUCUGGGGAAAGUUUUAUUUUUUAUUAUUAACCUAUAUUUGAAUCUUAAUUGGUACUCCUGUAAUUGUAUAAAUGUAUUAAUGAUGUUUGUUUACUAAGGAAAACAAUUUUGUAAAUGUAAGCAAAUGCGAAUUUUCAAUUUUUUGGGUCAAUUCUUUCAGUCAGGGUUCCACCAAAUGACCUCAUGCACUGCAAUUGAACAUGAGACUUCCAAGAAGUUUCACAAUAAAGGUAUCAACAGUAUAUGAUUAAAGUUGUUUGAAGGAAGAAUCAUCUACCGGUAACAUUUGGAUAAUCUUUACAUAUUCACUUGGAUUAUACAUGUUAUAAAUAUCAUUGAUUAUUGUUGAUGUUUCUAUUUUUAUUAAUAAACUUUGUAUUUGU